UCUGUGACAGCAUCGAUGGCUCGAGUGAAAGGCCGUGUAGAUCGAACCCCGGUUCCCAACCCGAAUCCUGCUGAGGUGCCGGAAAUCCGCUACCGCGGCGUUCGGAAGCGGCCAUGGGGCCGAUACGCGGCGGAGAUAAGAGAUCCGUGGAAGAAAGCCCGUGUCUGGUUGGGCACUUUUGAUACUGCAAUUCAAGCGGCCCGGGCUUACGACACAGCUGCUAUCUCCUUCCGUGGGGCAAAGGCGAAGACCAAUUUCCCUAUCCCUCCUGAGGUUCUUGCGGCUUUGCAUCCUCUUCCUCCUCCACCUCCGGUUAACCGUAGGGCGAGACAACCCGUGCUUGCCGCCCUAGCGGACAACAUGGUUUAUUUCAAUUAUCCGACUUCGAGCGGGAUGAGUAGCACCGUGGAGUCUUUCAGUGGGCCUAUGGUGGGUUCUUCUUCUAGAGUUCCUGUGUUUGCACCGGUUAAUCCUAGACCGGUUGUUGUUGCUGGUGGUGGCGAAGGUUAUCACAGUGAUUGUGAUUCCUCUUCUUCUGUGGUGGAUGCUGAUGACGAUGAAGAUUGUGUUAUCAUUUAUUCAUCAGCAGUUCGGAAGCAGCCUCGAAAUAUUGAUCUCAAUUUGCCUGCUCCGAUGUUCUACAAGAAUAAUGAAGAGAUCCGGGCCACCGACCUCCACCUCUGAUUUCCCUCCGUCUGUCUGUCCGCUGCUGAUUCUGCCGCUGUGACUUUUCAUGUGUUGUUCAAGAGAGUUUAAUUGUCUUUUUAUAUUUGAAUUUUAUCUUUUGUAGUUUGUUAAGUAUGAAGAAAAAAAACCUCUACUUUGUUAGAGUUAGAGUAUUAAGGUUAAGGUUAUGGGGAUAGAGUAAUAGUAUGAGUAUUAUUAUGAUUUGAUUAAGAUGAUGUUUGUAAAAUAUUGGAAAAGGGCAUGGCCAUCUUUGUUAUGUGAUAAGUGAAGGUUUAUUUCAA
Messenger RNA from Vicia villosa (hairy vetch), 968 nucleotides. Its product is annotated as ethylene-responsive transcription factor 3-like. Gene Ontology annotation, biological process: regulation of DNA-templated transcription. The transcript has a single exon. Gene Ontology annotation, molecular function: DNA binding; DNA-binding transcription factor activity. NCBI's taxonomy places the organism in Eukaryota, Viridiplantae, Streptophyta, Magnoliopsida, Fabales, Fabaceae. The coding region runs from base 16 to 684 and encodes 222 amino acids. The record is from RefSeq and is a predicted model, not a curated record.